AUGGAAAUGGAAAGAGGCCUUUCUCACAUUGCCUAUUCAUCAAAGAGUAGCGAGCAGAGCAGAGCAGAGCAAGAACAAUUAUUGCUCUCUGGAGCUAGUGUUAAUAGAGUGAUUCAAACGGAGAUGGGCGUUGAUCGAUCAGCUGCUUCUCUUAGAUUUCUUAUCGUCAUCUUCCCUCUUUUGACAGUGUUGCUAGCAACGGGGUCAUAUGGGUCUCCUUCCGGAAAUCGCAAAACGGGCAAGUCAUCGUCAUCGGUGUUUUCUUUAUUUAAUCUCAAUGCGAAGAGUAGGUUUUGGAGUGAAUCUGUUAUUCACGGUGGCGCAGAUUUUGAUGAUUUGGAAUCUUCAAGCCCUGGCAAAAUGGGAGCUAUCAAUUACACCAAAGCUGAAACGUUUUCAUUCGAGCUUCAGAGUAAAUAUUUUAAUGCUUAA
This is a messenger RNA of Dovyalis caffra, 432 nucleotides long. NCBI's taxonomy places the organism in Eukaryota, Viridiplantae, Streptophyta, Magnoliopsida, Malpighiales, Salicaceae. The record is from the annotation of a GenBank genome assembly.